AUGGAUCAAAUGAAAACUCUUUCCGUUUCUUCAAUUCCUAUUCCACUUAUAACAUCAUCAAGACUUGUAUCAAUUGUAUCCUAUUUAGGUGAAUAUGAAAUCGUAGAUACAACAAUAAAAACUGAUAUUAUUAAUGAACAAUAUUCAUCUUCAUCAAUAAACGAAAUAAUAAAAAAUGAUCAUCCAUGGUUUCAAUCAAAAUCUAAUAAUAAAAAUGAUCAAUCACGAGAUAUAUCUACUUCUACACCUUCAAAUGAUGGUGGUAUUCGUUUUGCAAAUACAUCAAGAGGACCACCAACAACAUCUUCGAUGUAA
Molecule: messenger RNA, 315 nt
Organism: Rotaria sp. Silwood1
Lineage: Eukaryota; Metazoa; Rotifera; Eurotatoria; Philodinida; Philodinidae
Source: the annotation of a GenBank genome assembly